Messenger RNA from Lolium rigidum, 1129 nucleotides. RefSeq lists its product as uncharacterized. NCBI's taxonomy places the organism in Eukaryota, Viridiplantae, Streptophyta, Magnoliopsida, Poales, Poaceae. The record is from RefSeq and is a predicted model, not a curated record. The coding region runs from base 35 to 892 and encodes 285 amino acids. The transcript has 4 exons.
CUCAAAGUAACAGACCACAGGCCACACAAAACCAAUGGCCGGUGUUUUCCACGCCACCACCGCCCGUCCCCUCCUGCCUCCCGUGCUCGCCUACCUCUCCCCCGCCACCAGAAAGCUCAACCUCACCUGCCCGGCCGCCACCACGAUGGACGGCGCGUCGGCGAGCGCUCCGGACGCCAAGAAGACGACCACCGUGUUCGUUGCCGGCUCGACGGGGAAGACCGGCAAGCGGGUCGUCGAGAAGCUGCUGGAGAGGGGCUUCGGCGUCGUCGCCGGCACGACGGACGUGGGCAGGGCCCGCGGCAGCCUGCCCCAGGACCCCAACCUGCAGCUCGUGAGGGCCGACGUGACGGAGGGCGCGGACAAGCUGGUUGAGGUCGUGCGCGGCGUCGACGCCGUCAUAUGCGCGACGGGGUUCCGGCGGUCGUUUGAUCCCUUUGCUCCCUGGAAGGUGGACAACUUAGGGACAGUGAGUCUCGUGGAAGCAUGCCGAAAGGCUGGAGUUACAAGAUUCAUACUCGUCAGCUCCAUUUUAGUAAAUGGUGCCGCGAUGGGUCAGCUUCUGAAUCCAGCCUACAUUGUGCUUAAUCUGUUCGGCUUAGUACUCGUUGCAAAGCUGCAAGCAGAGAAAUACAUCAGGGGAUCAGGAAUAAAUUACACCAUCAUAAGGCCUGGAGGGCUUACAGAUCAACCGCCGACCGGGAGUAUAGUCAUAGAGCCAGAGGAUACUCUCUACGAUGGCUCCAUAUCGAGAGACCAGGUUGCAGAAGUGGCUGUGGAGGCAUUGUUAUGCCCGGAGGAGUCUUCCUACAAAGUCGUCGAGAUUGUCACCCGAGCUGAUGCUCCAAGUCGGCCCCUCAAGGAUAUGUUUGCUUCUAUUAAACAGAAAUGAGUGCUUGAGCCUAAAUAGAUACUAGGAACUAGUAGUACUGUGCCUAAUACUAGGGCGUCUGUGAAGAGUGUUGUAAACUGUAAGAGAUAUUUCAGUGAUCGUUCAUCUAUAGAACUUCUCACCGAAAACCUACUGUGUUGGUUUAGCCAGAGAUACAAAGGAGGUUGGCUUCCUAUGCGUAGUACUGUACAACAUUUCUAUAUUUUCAUUUCUGAUAAAGGCCGAUAUAUUAACAGA